AUGGAAAAAUAUCCUAAUUCAGGUCAAAUCGAUGGUGAAAUUAAAGCCCUAAAAGAGUUAGACUAAAUUGGAGGUAUCCCAAAUUUAAUACACCACGGAAUGACCUCAGAGAAUAAGUGCUUUCUUAUUUUGCCUCUACUAAACUGUAGCUUGCGUGAAUUAGUGAAAUCUUAAUAGUUAUCUUUAUCUUAAACAUUGGCUAUAGGAUUGAGUCUCAUUGAAACUUUGGAAAAAGUUCAUUAAAAAAACAUUUUGCAUUUGGAUAUUAAACUAGAAAAUAUUAUGGUAUCAUAGAAAUUAUAAAAAAAUUCAAAAGAGUAACUUCUUUAGCCUGGAUUUAUUCAACUUAUAGAUUUUGGGUUGUCUCAAACUUUAGGAAAUUCAAAAUUCUUAAAAAAUGUAUUUAUUGGUUCAUUGAACUUCGCCAGCAGAGCAUCCCACAAAGGAGAGUCAUUAGGGUAUAAAGAUGACUUAGAAAGUCUAUUUUAUGUGUUAGUCUAUUUGAGAAAUUGUAAAUUGCCGUGGUCUCAAAAGCCUUCUAUGGGAUGUAAAAAUAUGGAUAUCAAAUUCAUAGGAGAAAUGAAGGCAUCCAUAUUUAAUACUAUGGUAUUAUGCCAAAAAUUUCCUUUGGAAUUCUCCAAAUUUAUGCAAUACAUUGAUGAACUCAAACAUUAUUAAAUGCCAGAUUAUACUUACAUUAAGGAAUUGUUUAUAAAAAUGUUGCAAAAUACAUCUUUAUCACCAAUAAUGGACUAAUUUUUGAAUUACUCUCCUGUUCAAUCGAUUAAUCAACUUGGGAGUUCGGAGAAGAUUCUGAUUCGAGUUGAAUAAAAUCUUCCAAACAACAAUUCAAUAGAAACUUAAAUUUAAGAUGAUAUAAUAGAUGUCGAAGCUAAAGUCGUGCAUUUAUCUGACUUGAUUGGAAAAUACACAACCAUUUAAAUCAAGUCUAUUUAGACAUUAAAUAUUGAAUAUGAUUAUAAUUCUUCUAAUUUAUGUAUAACAAAAUGA
Molecule: messenger RNA, 1011 nt
Organism: Paramecium tetraurelia
Lineage: Eukaryota; Ciliophora; Oligohymenophorea; Peniculida; Parameciidae
Exons: 3
Biological process (GO): signal transduction; peptidyl-serine phosphorylation; endocytosis
Cellular component (GO): nucleus; cytoplasm
Molecular function (GO): protein serine/threonine kinase activity; ATP binding
Source: RefSeq, a predicted model, not a curated record